This is a messenger RNA of Nicotiana attenuata, 648 nucleotides long. RefSeq lists its product as uncharacterized. NCBI's taxonomy places the organism in Eukaryota, Viridiplantae, Streptophyta, Magnoliopsida, Solanales, Solanaceae. The coding region runs from base 1 to 648 and encodes 215 amino acids. The record is from RefSeq and is a predicted model, not a curated record. The transcript has a single exon. Gene Ontology annotation, molecular function: catalytic activity.
AUGAAGAAAGUUACUAGAAGAUGGAGUUGGUAUGCUAACUAUGAUGCAGGUAUAAGGGGAAGAAUUUGGAUUAUGUGGGAUCUCGACUUGGUGGAUUUUAUGUUGAUUGAAACACAAACUCUGUACAUACAUGGUCUGAUUAAAAUUUAUGCAUUAAAUGUGGAGUUUACUUUCACAAUAGUCUAUGGUCUACAUACUAUCCAGGAUAGAAGAAGUUUGUGGACUGGACUUGGCAAUCUAGCUAACAAAGUGCAGGGUCCGUGGGUAGUUAUGGGAGACUUCAACUCUAUUAUAGAUGCAGAAGAUAGAAUAGGGGGUGCACCUGUCCAAGAUGUGGAAACCAGAGACUUUAGAAGUUUCCUGGUUGACUCUAGUUUUGUGGAAUUAAUAUAUGUGGGUAGAAGAUAUACUUGGACAAAUUCACAUGUAUUCAGCAAGAUAGAUUGGGCCUUUGUCAAUUCAGAUUGGAUACAUGUUAUGCCUCAUUUAGAAGCCACAAUUAUGGAUUCGGGAUGCUCAAAUCAUUCCCCUAUAUCAAUAAGUUUUGAAGACGCUCCUGGUAGAGGUCAUAGGCCAUUCAGGUUCCUUAACUGCCUAUCUGAUCAUCCAAAUUUCAUCCAACUUGUGAGAGUCGAUACCAGAUUAUAA